Messenger RNA from Seriola dumerili (greater amberjack), 993 nucleotides. RefSeq names its product olfactory receptor 4K17-like. The coding region runs from base 22 to 993 and encodes 323 amino acids. Gene Ontology annotation, biological process: G protein-coupled receptor signaling pathway. The transcript has a single exon. Gene Ontology annotation, cellular component: membrane. Gene Ontology annotation, molecular function: G protein-coupled receptor activity. Lineage: Eukaryota; Metazoa; Chordata; Actinopteri; Carangiformes; Carangidae. The record is from RefSeq and is a predicted model, not a curated record.
UGUCUUAAAUGCUUCUCUAAAAUGUCAUAUGCAAACCAAUCUCAGACUCUCAAUAUCAUCAAUUUCAACAUUACUGGUCAACAGUAUCAGGGGUUACUGGAAAGAGUCUUGUUUUCCACUCUGAUUGGAAUGCCAUGCUGUGUGUUCCUCUUCAUCAAUGGCACCAUGCUUUUUACCCUGAGGAGUAAACUGGUGUUUCGGGAGACCUCUCGUUACAUUCUUCUGUAUAACCUCCUUUUUGCAGACACUGCUCAGUUGGCAUUUAGCCAGUUACUAUAUAUAUUUGCUGCUUGUAGAAUAAUGCUAACAUAUCCAGUGUGUGGUGUUCUUGUUAUGCUCACCAAGCUCACGAAUGAAAUCUCUCCUCUCACACUGGUGGUGAUGUCUCUGGAGCGAUAUGUAGCUGUGUGCUACCCACUGAGGCACGCUACCAUCGCCACUAUCAGAAACACAGCAGUGGCUAUAAUUGUGGUUUGGGCCAUUAGCUUACUAAAUGUCUUCACUCGAGUUCUUUUACUCUUAAAUUUUCCAUUUAAAGACCUGGAGAGCCUGCAGAUGACAGAUGUUUGCUCUGAUAUACAAAUGUUGGUUGAUCCAAUAACUGAUCAUUAUGACAAAGCCUACACUUACUUUCUGUUUGUAUCUGCUACUGUGCCAAUCAUUUCCUCCUAUAUUGGUGUGAUGAUAGCAGCCAGGUCAGCCUCUGCAGACAAAGCUUCAGCUAGUAAGGCUCGUAAUACACUGCUGCUGCAUCUGGUGCAGCUGGGCCUCAGUCUCUUUUCAAAUAUGCACACCUAUAUUGUUCAAUCCCUCUCAACAACCCUGCAAAGGUUAAUACUUGUACGUAUCAACAGUGUUUUCUAUGUGUUUAUCUAUAUCCUCCCUAGGUGUCUGAGUUCUCUCAUCUAUGGGCUCAGAGAUCAGACCAUCAGGCCCAUCCUCUUGUACCAUCUAUGCUGUCGACUGACACUCAGUCAUCUUAGUAAAGACUGA